GGCAGUGGUUGGCCCUUUACAAAUGGCGACUCACGUUGCAGCACGCCGACUUGUAUAACCGCGUAUCGUGGUGUGUGUCGUACGGCGGUGAGGAUAGAGAUUAUCUCGUGUAAAUAUAUAUUAAAAAGAAAAGUCUAAACGAGAAACCUCGUGACAAGAGGAGUAAAAGAAUUCCUCGAAUAAUCGGUUAAACGAGCUGUCGAACAAUCGGAAUCAAUCAAAGAGGCAUUUAACGAAGAGCCCAUAGAGAAAUUACAAAAUUGUGAGAAUGGGAAACGUUUUAGCAGCGUCCGCGCCACCUCCACCGCCGCCUCCAUCCACGGCUUAUCCACCAAAUUUAGGAAAACCUGAGAUAUCGAGCGGUAAUUUAGCACCUCAGGAAACAAGCGCUCGUCUCGAAAAUCCUGGUACUAUUGACGAACUCCACAAACUCUGCAAAGAUGUAUUCCCAAUGAAUUUUGAGGGCGCAAGGCUGCUACUCAAUAGAGGGCUCAGCAAUCAUUUUCAAAUUUCGCACACACUCACGCUCAGUUCGGCGAUACAAUCUGGAUACAAAUUCGGAGCUACGUACGUAGGUACCAAACAAACCGGACCAACGGAAGCCUAUCCAGUUUUUCUGGGCGAUAUCGAUCCUUCAGGCAAUUUGAAUGCCAACAUUCUCCAUCAACUUGCUCCUAGACUCAAGGGUAAAUUAGCCACCCAAGUUCAAAACAAUAAAUUUACUGCAGUGCAAUUGACCACCGAUUACCGAGGAGAUUCUUACACGGCUUCUCUCACACUUGGAAAUCCUGACAUCACAAAUGGCACAGGAUUAAUGGUGGGCCAUUAUCUCCAAACCAUAACUCCGUCAUUAGCUCUCGGUACUGAAAUAGCACAUCAACGAAGUCCCGUGCCCGGUGGACAGAUCACUGUCGUUUCAGCAGUCGGUCGUUAUACGAGUGGCGAGUCAACCGUAAGCGCGAGUGUCGGCCUGACCGGUGUUCACUUGUGUUUCCAUCAAAAAGUCAAUACGGAGCUCCAAGUAUCGGCGGAGCUUGAAGUGAACGCGAGGGUACAAGAGUCGACCGCAACUGUAGCUUAUCAAUACGAUCUUCCCAAGGCAGAUUUAGUUUUUAAAGGAAGCGUUGAUUCGAAUUGGACGGUGGCAGCGGUCCUGGAGAAGAAAUUGCAGCCAUUGCCAUUCACGCUAGCGCUGAGCGGCGUAUUGAAUCACUCGAAGCCAGACUUUAAGCUCGGUUGUGGUCUGAUGAUCGGUUAAAGUCGAUCAAAAUUCGUCGCAUAGCUCAUGUUUUUCUUUCUCUUUAUUUCGUACUCUCCUUUUUUUUACCCGUGGUGCAAACGAAUUUUGUUCGUACUCGCGUUACACCGAGAUCGCAAGAAGAGCCCGAAACCAAAAAAUGAACGUAUUUCCAACUUUCUUACUUCGGAGCGUGAUCUCAAGUCGUUGAUUCCGCACUCCGUCACUGAAAGUGUAAACAACGCGCGUUUCCUUAUUAAAGAAAUCAUUCGAUAAAUCAACGCAUUUCCUUCGUCCACGUUUCUCUUAUUUUUCUACAUUUUUCGUUACGUCUUAUAUGAGUCACUCAUUUUUAUCUCUUUCUCUUCUCGUGUCCCACACAUCGUCCAGCUUCUCUCGUUGCUAAUUAAUUUUGAUUGUAUAUAUCCUAAAAUGAGCAUUAUAUUUGGAAACAAAAUUUCGUUUGAUCGCACAAUUUUUAUUUAUUUUUUUUCUUGAAUAAUCCGUGGCUCCGGUUACUCUCGGAUUCCGUUGCUGUAUUAUGCAAGAAAUCUGAAAAAUUCAGCUUUGAUUUUGCCAUUGAAUUUUUAUCGAUUUUCAGCAUGUGCAAUAUAAUUAACUCGCGUCUUUAAUCAAAAUAUUGGUAAAGUUGAAUACUGAAAGAAAAUUGGUUUUAAAAAAUGUUUAAAUAAGAAAAUAGUCGUUUGAAAAGUGGAAGAAAAAUGUAAAAAUCGAAUGAAUUACAAUACAAAAUCAUUGUUGUUACGUUUCAUGGCCCAAACGGCAUCGAUGCAUCAACGUUCUCUCAGUCUAAGUAGAAUUUCUGGGAUGAGAAGAAAAAACGAUAAAAAUAAUUGAGAAGUGAGUGAACGCGGAUAACUUUUCGUUUAUUUUUUUUAAAUCCCUCAUUUUUGUCAUAUUUUCGGAAUUUUCGGCGAAAUACCCGAACGAACAUUCGUUUGCGAAAGCCGUGUACAGAUUUUGCUUCGAUUCACGUCCGACAAAGUUUCCUCAUGUGUUUUUUUUUUUUUUUUUAUUUAGUAAUUUUGCUUCUAUGAUAGAUCUCAUUAUUUCUACGACGCUUAUACCGAUGAAGAAUAUUCUUCGAGUCUGAAUGAACGAAAAGAAAACGUAAAGCUAGCGAUCGAUUUAAAAUCUACGGAGAGAAACACGAAGAAGGAGAACAAAUCAGUGCAGUUGUGUAACGAUUAUAUUUAUGAAAAUGCAUUUCAGACUAUCGACAUCGACGAGACAAUGUUAAACAGAGAAUAUAUUGUUAAAGUUCUUUCGUGUUAUCCCUGUUGUAGAUAUUCGAAAUACGUAGGUCGUAUUUCCUCUCCCCUACACACAAUCCCCAGCCAGUGAGAGUGUAUUUUACCAAAAAAAAAAAAAAAAACAAGGCCAUAUACAUAUAAAUCUUGCUAUAUCACGA
This is a messenger RNA of Venturia canescens, 2669 nucleotides long. It is a transcript of the gene Tom40, whose product is annotated as Translocase of outer membrane 40. Gene Ontology annotation, cellular component: mitochondrial outer membrane translocase complex; mitochondrial outer membrane. The transcript is spliced from 6 exons. Gene Ontology annotation, molecular function: transmembrane protein transporter activity. NCBI's taxonomy places the organism in Eukaryota, Metazoa, Arthropoda, Insecta, Hymenoptera, Ichneumonidae. The record is from RefSeq and is a predicted model, not a curated record. Gene Ontology annotation, biological process: protein import into mitochondrial matrix. Bases 269 to 1258 code for a protein of 329 amino acids.